This is a messenger RNA of Cucurbitaria berberidis CBS 394.84, 1862 nucleotides long. Its product is annotated as ATP-utilizing phosphoenolpyruvate carboxykinase. NCBI's taxonomy places the organism in Eukaryota, Fungi, Ascomycota, Dothideomycetes, Pleosporales, Cucurbitariaceae. Gene Ontology annotation, molecular function: phosphoenolpyruvate carboxykinase (ATP) activity; ATP binding. The record is from RefSeq and is a predicted model, not a curated record. Gene Ontology annotation, cellular component: cytosol. The coding region runs from base 96 to 1784 and encodes 562 amino acids. The transcript is spliced from 4 exons. Gene Ontology annotation, biological process: gluconeogenesis.
CAGCUCCUUUGGCCCCAGACUUUGUCCGUCAUCAGGUGUCCAAGCAACAGAGAUCACACUUCCAUUCCACCUCUACAUCUCCACUCUUAAACACAAUGGUCUCUCAAACCGUCAAUAAGACGAACCUCCACCCUUCCGGCGUCCAGCCGAACAAGGAACACACGGAGAUUGAGGAAGAGCUCCAUGAUAAAGCACACAUCGACUAUGACCGUGUAGCCAUUAUUGCCAACCCUUCCGUCGCCGCUCUCUAUGAGGAUGCUCUCGUCUACGAGACUGGCUCUGCCAUCACAGCAUCAGGCGCUCUCUCAGCCUACUCGGGUGCAAAGACUGGCCGCUCGCCCUCAGACAAGCGCAUCGUAGAGGAAGACUCGUCGAAAAACGAAGUCUGGUGGGGCCCCGUUAACAAGCCCAUGAAGCCUGACGUCUGGCGCAUCAACCGCGAGCGAGCCAUUGACUUUCUCAACACACGGAAUCGCAUCUAUGUCGUCGAUGGAUUCGCCGGCUGGGACGAGCGCUACCGGAUACGCGUCCGCGUCGUGUGCGCUCGCGCCUACCAUGCCCUCUUCAUGCGCAACAUGUUGAUCCGUCCCUCAAGGGAAGAGCUGGAACACUUCCACCCCGACUAUGUCAUCUACAAUGCCGGUGCUUUCCCUGCAAACAGGUAUACCAGCGGCAUGACUUCGUCCACCUCGGUUGCCAUCAACUUUGCUGAGAAGGAGAUGGUCAUCCUCGGUACGGAAUAUGCCGGAGAGAUGAAGAAGGGCAUCUUCACAGUCCUCUUCUACGAGAUGCCUGUGAAGCACAACGUCCUUACCCUCCAUUCCUCGGCGAACGAGGGCAAGAGCGGCGAUGUUACCGUCUUCUUCGGUCUGUCCGGUACUGGCAAGACCACCCUCUCCGCCGAUCCCAAGCGUGCCCUGAUCGGUGACGACGAGCACUGCUGGAGCGACACCGGUGUCUUCAACAUCGAGGGCGGCUGCUACGCCAAGUGCAUUGGUCUCUCUGCCGAGAAGGAGCCCGACAUCUUCAACGCCAUCCGCUUCGGUUCCAUCCUCGAGAAUGUCGUUUUCGACCCGGUAAACCGUCUCGUCGACUACGACGACGACACCCUGACAGAGAACACCCGCUGUGCCUACCCCAUCGAGUACAUUGAGAACACCAAGAUCCCCUGCAUCUCAUCCGCGCAUCCCAAGAACAUCAUCCUCCUCACGUGCGACGCACGUGGUGUCCUACCCCCUAUCUCGAAACUCAACCCCGAGCAGACCAUGUAUCACUUCAUCUCCGGCUACACCUCCAAGAUGGCUGGCACUGAGCAAGGUAUCACCGAGCCGCAGGCCACCUUCUCGUCGUGCUUUGCUCAGCCCUUCCUCGCUCUUCACCCCAUGCGCUACGCCAAAAUGCUCGCAGAGAAGAUUCAAGAGCACAACACCAACGCAUGGCUCCUCAACACCGGCUGGGUCGGCGCGGGCGCUUCAACAGGAGGGAAAAGAUGCCCGUUAAAAUAUACUCGCGCCAUCCUCGACGCCAUCCAUUCGGGCGAGCUCGCCAAGGUUGAGUUCGAGACUUACGAGACCUUUGGUCUAUCCGUCCCCAAGACGUGCCCCAACGUUCCCGACGAGUUGCUCAACCCUGCCAAGAGCUGGAAUGGCACUGCAGACUUCAAGGGUGAGGUCGAGAAGCUUGGCAAGCUCUUCAUGGAGAACUUUAAGAAGUACGAGGAUGAGGCCACACCGGAAGUACUCAAGGCUGGCCCACAUGUGUGUUGCUGCCCCACCAAGCAUUAGAGUAUAAGGCGAUGAGGAAUUUCUUUCUUACAUUUUAACAGACUGACUAGCGAGCGCGCCCCCUUUUCCUGUUCCCCC